AUGUGUUAUGGACGGGAGGAAUUUAACAUGACCUGUCUCGAAUACGAUGAAAAACAAUUGUACUUGUUUGGUCCACCCGUGUACUUGAAAGUCUUAUCUUAUGGACCAUUUUUCACACGACUUCCAGGAGAAGUUCUCUCACUCUUUUACAAAAGAACCAUUACGGAAGCUCAACAACGAUAUAUGGACAAUCAACAAAAGUGGAAUGAUUAUCUCAUUAAGAAACAACAAGCAAUGAAAGAACUAGAAGAGAAGAAAAAGGCCUCUCCCAUCUAUCAAAUGGUGAAUCCUUUCAUUGAAUGGAUUCAAGUAUAUCCCAAUUAUUUAUGGUUUCCAAUUGUUUGUGUCAUUGGUCUUUUCAUGUAUCUCAUAUUUCUGUUAGCAUUGCGAUUCUGUGUGGCGAGAUAUGUUCAAAAGAAACGAAAAGAAAAAAUUAAGCUCUACCUUAAAGAGAAAAAGGAAAUCAAAGAAAAGUUGAAAGCAUUUCUACCUCCCAAAUUUAGGGAAGAAAUGACCUCAGAUGAAGAUAAUGACAAUCAUGAUGGACAAGACAUGAGUAGAAAUAAUAACCCACAACAACGAACAUUAAGCUGCAAGCCAAAAGACUCCAAAUCUUCUCAUUCUUCAGAGAGUGAUCAAGACACAGAAGAGGACGAUGAUCACUCCCUAGAGCGCAAAAAGUUUAUCAAAACACCAAAAAACAAAGAUCACACAAAUUCACCAAUCAUUGGACGUAACACUCCAGGUUCAAUGGAAAGAACAUUCUCUCGAGAUCAUGACUCACAACAAGCCAUCACCACCACAAACAGAAAUAACAUCAACACACCAAAAUCUCGACCCUUACCUAAUCCAAGAAGUUACAACAGUCCUUCCACACGUUUUCAAUCCUCCUCUCUCAAUCAAAUUCAAAUUAACAUUCAAGAUAUUGGAGCUAGUUCACAACGAUCAAUUCCAUCUUCACCUAUUGCUUCAAAUUAUCGAAAAAAGCCCUUGCCAAAUCCGUUGAUUUCAAAACACUUCUCUACUGCUCCAACUCCAAAAGGUGGAAAUACAAGUCAUUCAAAUGUUUCCUUGAUUAAGGACAAUAACGCUCCUCAAAAUGAUGAAAAUGACUCUAAUCAUCGUCGUGACGAAAUUGCACACACUUCCAAUCAGUCUCGUUCAAACUCCCAAAAAUCCUCCUCAAAAACCAAUCCUCCAUUAUUACCCAAACGACCCAAAUAUUUAGUUUGUGGAAAAUGUGGCGCCAUGGCUAGAGUAUGGUGUCACUCUUGUGACAAUUAUCUCUGUAUUGAUUGUGACCAACAAGAUGAUCGUUCUCAUUCGGAACGUUCCAAAUCCAAAGUCAUGAUUUGUGAUCAUUGCAUGCAACCAAGAUCUGAAUUGAAAGAACAUUUUCUAAAAGGAUCUUCUUUCAAACUCUUUGGAUGUAAAAUGUGUAUGGAAGAAUUGUAUAAAGAAAGAAAAGUGAAUCGAGUGGGAUCCAUUAUUAAGAGAUGCACCAAAUGUAUGGAUGAAGAAAUUUCAAGAACUAAUCCACAAACGAAAUUGUGUGAUAAUUGUAUUUACUUUUCAUAUUGCAUAUUCCAUCAUCAUGUUCCUCUAGAACUUGUUUAUUCUUAG
Naegleria fowleri is the source of this 1623-nucleotide messenger RNA. RefSeq lists its product as uncharacterized. The coding region runs from base 1 to 1623 and encodes 540 amino acids. NCBI's taxonomy places the organism in Eukaryota, Heterolobosea, Eutetramitea, Acrasida, Naegleriidae. The transcript has a single exon. Gene Ontology annotation, molecular function: zinc ion binding. The record is from RefSeq and is a predicted model, not a curated record.